AUGGCAACCUCCUCCUCCGUAAUGCAGCAGUCGCGCGUCCAGAACGGCUCGAAUCCGAGCACCGCGGCCCCGUCCCGGCUGCGCGUUGCCGUCACCCAAGCAGAGCCAGGAUGGCUAGACCUCCAGGAGUCAGUCGACAAGACGUGCUCGCUCAUCGCUGAAGCAGCCCAGCAAGGAGCCAAGAUAAUCGCGUUUCCCCGAGUGCUGGAUCCCCGGGUAUCCAGGAUGGGUCUGAUGGCGACGGCGUACAUCAAGAACUCGCUGCGCGUCGACUCCCCCGAGAUGGACCGCAUCCGUCAGGCCGCGGCGCAGCACGCAAUCGUCGCGGUGCUGAGCUUCUCGGAGCGCGCCGGCGACUCGCUGUACAUCUCGCAGGCCGUCGUCGACGGGGCGCAGCAGGGGCGCGUGCUGUCGGUCCAGCGCAAGAUCAAGUCGACGCACAUGGGGCGCACCGUCUUUGGUGAUGCCUCGGCCGAAACUCUGAGCGGCGUCGUCGACACCGCAGUCGCCCUUGUCUGCUGGGGGCACGUGCAGCCGCUGCUCAAGUACCACAUGUGCACCCAGCGCGAGCAGGUCCACGUCGCGGCCUGGCCGCCGCUGCAUCCGCACCAGGGGCCCGGGCUGUGGUCCAUGACCAGGGAUGGCGCCCGCGCCCUCUCUCGCACCUACGCGAUCGAGUCGCAGGCGUUUGUCCUGCACGCGACCUCCCUCAUGACCGAGAAGGGGAUCGGCCGCCUCAAGGCAGCUGGCGGCGCGCUGUUCUCCCAGCCGGGAGGCGGAUCAUCCGCCAUUUUUGGGCCCGAUGGCAGACAGCUUAGCAAGGACCUGGACGAGCAGAUAGAGGAGAUCAUAUACGCUGACAUCAAUCUUGACGACAUCCUCGGCGCCAAGAGCUUUGUGGAUGUUUGUGGACAUUACAGCCGGCCUGACCUGCUCUGGCUGGGCGUAGAUCCCGAGAUGAAACACUGUGCUCGCUCGACUGCAAGUGCCCAACAGGCCGCUAGGGAAGGUGGCCAGGUAGCCCUGGAUUUCGGUAUAUAAUAACAGCUUUUCGACGUCGUUCUCCGAGCGUGGGCAAACGCCGGUCAGAUCCAUACACAAUUGCGCUACUCCAUAAAAAUAUUAGCUUAAUGACGCGGCAACGCUGU
Molecule: messenger RNA, 1148 nt
Organism: Gaeumannomyces tritici R3-111a-1
Lineage: Eukaryota; Fungi; Ascomycota; Sordariomycetes; Magnaporthales; Magnaporthaceae
Exons: 3
Coding region: 1-1041 (346 amino acids)
Molecular function (GO): catalytic activity
Source: RefSeq, a predicted model, not a curated record